CCAUCUCCACCAUGCAGUCCCGGGAAGACGCCCCGCGCUCUCGCCGCCUCGCCAGUCCCCGUGGUGGGAGGCGGCCCAAGAGGAUUUCCAAGCCCUCGGUUUCGGCCUUUUUCACGGGUCCAGAGGAGUUAAAGGACACGGCCCAUUCUGCAGCCCUGCUGGCACAGCUCAAGUCCUUCUACGACGCGCGGCUGCUGUGUGAUGUGACCAUCGAAGUGGUGACGCCUGGCAGCGGGCCUGGCACGGGUCGCCUCUUUUCCUGCAAUCGCAACGUGCUAGCAGCUGCGUGUCCCUACUUCAAGAGCAUGUUCACAGGUGGCAUGUACGAGAGCCAGCAGGCCAGCGUGACCAUGCACGAUGUGGACGCCGAGUCCUUCGAGGUGUUGGUCGACUACUGCUACACGGGUCGUGUGUCUCUCAGUGAGGCCAAUGUGCAGCGCCUAUACGCGGCCUCCGACAUGCUCCAGCUGGAAUAUGUGCGGGAAGCCUGUGCCUCCUUCUUAGCCCGACGUCUUGACCUGACCAACUGCACUGCCAUCCUCAAGUUUGCAGACGCCUUCGACCAUCACAAGCUUCGAUCUCAGGCCCAGUCCUAUAUAGCUCACAACUUCAAGCAGCUCAGCCGAAUGGGUUCAAUUCGGGAGGAGACUCUAGCAGAUCUAACCCUGGCCCAGCUGCUGGCUGUCCUACGCCUGGAUAGUCUGGACAUAGAGAGUGAGCGGACUGUAUGCCAUGUAGCUGUGCAGUGGCUGGAGGCCGCUCCCAAAGAGCGGGGUCCCAGUGCUGCAGAAGUCUUCAAGUGCGUGCGCUGGAUGCACUUCACUGAAGAAGAUCAGGACUACUUAGAAGGGCUGCUGACCAAGCCCAUCGUGAAGAAGUACUGCCUGGACGUUAUUGAAGGGGCCCUGCAGAUGCGCUAUGGUGACCUGUUGUACAAGUCUCUGGUGCCAGUGCCAAACAGCAGCAGCAGCAGUAGCAGCAGCAACUCUCUUGUAUCUGCAGCAGAAAAUCCACCCCAGAGACUGGGUAUGUGUGCCAAGGAGAUGGUGAUCUUCUUUGGACACCCUAGAGAUCCCUUUCUCUGCUAUGACCCUUACUCAGGGGACAUUUACACAAUGCCAUCACCUUUGACCAGCUUUGCUCACACUAAGACUGUCACCUCCUCAGCUGUCUGUGUCUCCCCAGACCAUGACAUCUAUCUAGCUGCUCAGCCCAGGAAAGACCUCUGGGUGUAUAAACCAGCUCAGAAUAGUUGGCAGCAACUUGCAGAUCGCUUGCUGUGUCGUGAGGGCAUGGAUGUGGCAUAUCUCAAUGGCUACAUCUACAUUUUGGGAGGGCGAGACCCUAUUACUGGAGUUAAGUUGAAGGAAGUGGAAUGCUAUAGUGUUCAGAGAAACCAGUGGGCAUUGGUGGCUCCUGUCCCUCAUUCCUUCUAUUCCUUUGAACUCAUAGUGGUUCAGAACUAUCUUUAUGCUGUUAACAGUAAGCGCAUGCUUUGCUAUGAUCCUAGCCACAAUAUGUGGCUGAACUGUGCUUCUCUUAAACGUAGUGACUUUCAGGAAGCAUGUGUCUUCAAUGAUGAAAUCUAUUGUAUCUGUGACAUCCCAGUCAUGAAGGUCUACAACCCAGCUAGGGGAGAAUGGAGGCGGAUUAGUAAUAUUCCUUUGGAUUCAGAGACCCACAACUACCAGAUUGUCAAUCAUGACCAAAAGUUGCUUCUCAUCACUUCUACAACCCCACAAUGGAAAAAGAACCGAGUGACAGUGUAUGAGUAUGAUACUAGGGAAGAUCAGUGGAUUAAUAUAGGUACCAUGUUAGGCCUUUUGCAGUUUGACUCUGGCUUUAUCUGCCUUUGUGCUCGUGUUUAUCCUUCCUGCCUUGAACCUGGUCAGAGUUUUAUUACUGAGGAAGAUGAUGCACGGAGUGAGUCUAGUACUGAAUGGGACUUAGAUGGAUUCAGUGAGCUGGACUCUGAGUCAGGAAGUUCAAGUUCUUUUUCAGAUGAUGAAGUCUGGGUGCAGGUAGCACCUCAGCGAAAUGCACAGGAUCAGCAGGGUUCUUUGUAAAUAGUAUUUUGAGAUACUAAGAUGUUUCUACUGCUACGGAAUGUAUUUUAAACACAUAUCCUUUCUCUUUCUUGGAAAAAAAAAAAGUUGAUUAGGACCACAGAUUUGGUUUAGAAAGGGUAAUAUUUUGAAAUACUACAAGGUUUAAACAGUCCAUGAAAUCGACCUGUGUAAUAAUUUAACAUGCUGAAAGUCCAGAAUUAAAAUAUGGAAGCAAGAACUAUAUAAUUGAUUGGGAUGCUUGGUAGGUUUUUUUCAUUGUUCAAAUAUUCAUUGCACAGUGGAUUGUUUUGAUUAGUUAGUAUGCUUUUUUUUUUAUUAUUAAUUCAGUCUUCUGUUAAAUUUUAAGUUUUGGUUAGUGCCACAAGGAAUUUAACUUUUUAAUUUGUAUAAUAGAAAACUGAACUAGGAAUUGUUGGCGGGGUUUUGAAGGAUGUGUACUUUCCUUCAAAAUAAAGUGGUAGAUUUUCAAAAUUUUACUAGAAUAUAAAGAACUAGUCAGUUCUUUAUAUUCUAAGUUAAAUGUAGUUUGUAAAAUUAUUUUGGUUUUCUUCUACAAAGGAAAAAAUUGGAUUUAUAUAUAUAAUGAUUUGAAUAAUGAUUUCAUUUUGAUAAUGUGCAGAAUGGCCUCACAAGCUCACAGAAAGUAAAAAAAAAAAAAAAAAAAAAUCAGGAUUCCACUGUUUUAAAAGAAAUCUCAGUUUUUAUUUUGGAAUAUAAAAUGUGUAUUUGGUGUAUGUGACCAAUUUUCUAUCCCAAAAAACACCCAUUCUUAGUAAUGUCAUGAAGUAAACACCCUUCUAAACCAAAAAAAAAAAAAAAAGGUAACUUGCUUUUUACGUUUGUGUUUUUAAUUUAUGCCCAAUACAUGCUUUAUUGACUCAGAGGAACAAUUCCUGGACAUAUAAUUGGGUAAUGAAAAUUUUUAUCCACUGGUCAUGACUUGUCUUAAAAUGUUUACUUGCCUCCCUAAAAUAUUUUGGCUGUAUAGGUUUGGUGUUUGUCCUAGAGGAUUCUUCAACAGAAAGUGAUUUAUUCUUUACUGUUCUGUGAGGUAAUAUGGUUUAGAACAUAUGUAUAAGCUAAAAACAGUAUUUUACUCAGAUCAGUAGUUAUCGUGUCUAUCAGCUAUAAAAAAAAUCAAGUGCCAGCCAAGAACUUUAAAACUUUAAGCUGUGUAUUAUAGAACCGUUUUGUGUAGCAUUGGAAUAUUGUCCAUUUUGUUAGUCACUGUGAAUGUUCUUAAUUAUCAGCUUGAAGGUAUUUUUGUAUUAAAAGUUGACAUUGAAGAACCUAAGUGGAUGAUGGGAUUUGGGGCCAGUAGUGAAAGUAUGUUUCCUCUAAGAUAUUUCCCUAAACAGUGGUAUACAUGGUUAUUUUAUUACGAGAUUUGUAUAUGUUCUGUUUCUCUGUGAACCAUGUUUCAGUCUCUCUGUCACCAUAUGUAAGGGAAAGUCCAUAAAUAUAGACUAAAUUGCACAAAACUAAAAUUGUUAAUUACAAGAAAAUAUAGGUGCUUACCUUUUGAAGGUUUAUUAAUACAUAUGGUUGUCACAAUACGUAUAUAUGAUAAAUGGUGUACAUAUACAGAUGUUUAUGGUGUAUAAAUUUUUCUAUACCCAAUUAGAAUUAUCUUCCUGAUUCUUUAUUCAAUAACAUGCUAAUUCCUCUUCUAUGUUUUGUAGUGACAGAAUGCUAGCUUUUCUUAUACCCUGGCAGAGGACAGAGGAGUUGGUCUAGGAUGGGGAACUGAAUUUUUGAACGAAAAGGAAAGAGAAAGGAUAAAGAAACAAACAAACAAAAAAACGCACGAUAAUGUUUCUUAGUCAUUUUGAUUGGCCAUUUGAACAGUCUACAAGUUUAACCUUAUUUCUAGUGAAGUAAGAUGCCUGCCCUAGCAAUACAUGUUUCUUCAAAAGGGUAAACAUGCUUUAGUGACCUAAAGCUAAAUUUUGUUCAUUUGACAUCAGGGAUGUUAUAAGUACUGCACUUAAUACAAAGCUAUUUCUCAAUUGUGUUAUUUUUGAGCCAAAUUUUUCUUCACCAUUAACUUCUUGUUGGUAGCUUUUUGUUUUGUAAAAAUUGAGAGAUGGCAAUGCUUAUCUCAACCAGAUUAUCCAUCUGCAGAAUUAAGGUAUGCAACUGGUAAAUAAAAGACAAAUGUUCCAGUUUGUCUUUCUCAACCUUUGAGUUCUUAACCUUUGAGUUAAAACCUAGUCUAAAUAGUGGGAAUGUCUUGGUUUACAGUAAGGUUUUCUUGGGAAGGAUCUUGGUUUUGUGAUCUAUUUGUGAAUUAAGGAGUAGAUGUUAACCAUUAUUUUAUAGAUAAGUGAUUUGUACAUGGUUAGUUAUAAAUAAAACUGGUACUAGAACCCA
This is a messenger RNA of Pongo pygmaeus (Bornean orangutan), 4442 nucleotides long. RefSeq names its product kelch repeat and BTB domain containing 7 (gene KBTBD7). The record is from RefSeq and is a predicted model, not a curated record. The transcript has a single exon. Gene Ontology annotation, molecular function: protein binding. Lineage: Eukaryota; Metazoa; Chordata; Mammalia; Primates; Hominidae. The coding region runs from base 12 to 2066 and encodes 684 amino acids.